Molecule: messenger RNA, 2877 nt
Organism: Colletotrichum destructivum
Lineage: Eukaryota; Fungi; Ascomycota; Sordariomycetes; Glomerellales; Glomerellaceae
Product: Putative actin interacting protein
Exons: 2
Coding region: 1-2877 (958 amino acids)
Biological process (GO): establishment of cell polarity
Cellular component (GO): cell tip; cytoplasm
Molecular function (GO): cytoskeletal regulatory protein binding
Source: RefSeq, a predicted model, not a curated record
AUGCAGCCGAGGGCUUCCAACGCCUCCAACCGAUCCGCCCCGCCAAGUGGUGGGAUGCGGAGAUCGAAUAACUCUACUAGCUCAGCCAUGCCCUUAUCGCAAAUCGAGAAAAGUGUCACCCACUUGCUAGUCGCGACUAAACAACUCCUGGAAACACUGACACAAUGGUCGCGUGGCCAGGCUACCGAUGGCCAGGUGUCCGAUGUGUAUGUCAGGCUGGGAUACGAGUUCAACAUGGCCUGCCGGGCCUUUACAGCCAUCAACGUGGAUACCUCCGACCUAGGCAACGUACCCGAGUUGCUACGAAGCAUACUAGAGGCUACCCUGAGCCAAGAAGCAAGCACCGAGAGCUUGGAGAAAUACCUGCCGCGCAUUCGGGAUAUCAUCAUCAACCUGCUCCACGGAUUGAAGCGCAAGCAGCAGAAGCUGCGGCAAAAGCAGCCGAGAGACAGGGAGAGCGGUGGUUCGGCUGGCGCGCCUGAGCGGACGACGAGCACGAGUACGAUCGGUAGCGCGAAUACUGGUUUGACGAAUCUGCUGGAGGAGGGCAUACAGAAUGGGUACCGGCCAGACGCCCAGAGAGAAUCGUCCCAGUCGGCAGGUGGCCCGACAAGUACAUCUCCAAACCGUCGCUACAUGGCCCCGAGGGACCAGUCGCGUGGCUCCGUUAAUUCGGAACAGUCUUCUCUGUCCAGCAAUACGAUGCAGAACAUCCCCGUUGUGCCGCCGUACCCCGGCGACGAGGCGUCGAUGCCGUCCGCGCCGUCUGCAGAGGUCAAUGUCGAUUCGUUCCCGCCGCCGCCGCCGCCUCCCAAGCAGCAAUCGAGUGCCUUUGCCGCUCUGCAGAAAGGAGGCGACCUGGAGAGAAGGGCAUCUCGGCGAUACUCGCAAUACCAAAUAUCCAAGCACUUGGGCAGCGCCAUGAAUGGCGUGCCUAUGCUGCCGUCACAAAACUCGCCCAUACCCAACCGCGGCCGAGGCGAAGUCCGGGAGUCUCUGCGUGCCGUUCAGACUCGGGAGACCGUCCGCCAGAGUCGCGUGCCAAAGCAGCCGCAGCUGGAUACGUCGCCUGUGAGGGCUCAAAGUCGCAACGAGGAGCCUCCGGCCGAACUGCCGGCAGCGAGACCCGAGAGCCCAACGAUUCAGACACCCGAAGACAAGUACCCCCAACCUAGCGCCACGUUGAAGGGACCCCUGAGCGAUGACCUCCCUAUCAUGUCUCCCGAUGAUGAUCGCAAACCUGAAUCGCCAAACAAGGACGAACAAAAGGAGUCACCGGUGAUCAGGACGCCCGAAAAGAAGCGAGACGCCAGCUUCCUUCACGAGCAAUCUCCGCCGUUGACGACAGACCUGACUUUAUUCCUGCAAUACAAGUCAAAGGUCAAGAAAUUCGUGCUGCCUGAAGGUUACAGCGAGCUUUCUAUUGGGCGGCUCCAGCUGGCCUUUAUCGAGAAGUUCUCAUGGAACACGCAUGCCAACGGCGCGGACUUGCCGGAAAUCUACAUCCAGGACCCCGUAUCCGGCGUCAGACACGAACUUGAGGACCUCUCGGACAUCAAGGAUCGAACCGUCUUGGUGUUGAACGUCGAGCCACUUGACGAAGUCAAGCGACAUAUUGACGAGGGCAUCGGACAACUUAAGAAGAUCGUGCAAGACGUGAAGCAGAACAUGGACGACCAGAGCCUGGCGAUACAGAGAGUAUCUGAACGACAGCAGGAAGCGGCCACGGAGAUGGCAAGGCUGGCUUCUGCGCCACCCGUUGUCUCGGCGCCCGCUGACGGAACCAAGUCAGUUGGCGUCGCCGGCGGCCGUAAACUCGCCGCUGGACACAUUAACGAGAUCCAGACCCUUCGCCGUGAUCUGGCCGUCAUGCGUCAAGCAUACUCCAACUUCCAGUCGGAGAUCCAAGGCUCCAUGUCCGCCAUUCGCGCCAAGGCAAGCAACGUCAAGGCCGCGGUGGUGAAGACCUCGAUCCCCACCAUUGAGGGUGAUACCGGCCAUGCUUAUGUCACCAAGGGCCGCGAACAGCUCAACACGGACUCCGACCGACUUGUCGCCAGGGUUGACGAUCUGCAAGACCUGGUGGAGGACCUCCGAAAAGAUGUGGUUCAUCGUGGUGUGCGGCCGCUGCCUAGGCAACUGGAGACCGUUGCCAUGGACAUUACGAAACUUUCAAAGGAACUCAAGAAGGUGGAGGAUUACAUGAAGGAAGAGAAGCCCAUCUGGACCAAGAUCUGGGAGAAGGAGCUUGAGGACGUCUGCAAGGGCCGUGACGAGCUGCGCCUUAUGGAGGACCUCAUGAUCGACCUGCAGGACGACUUGGAGAAGGCAUCCGAGACCUUUGCUUUGGUUGAACAGGCCACCAAGGAGCAACUCAAGGAUAAUGGAACGACCGCCAGCGCCGGCACCGCCCGCAACUUCUCUAAGGGCUUGAACAGCCUCGGAAACAGCUCCGACCCCAACGCAGCCAAGGACGGUGUUCUUGGGGAGGUGAGGGCGCUGCAGCCCAACCACGAAAACAGACUAGAAGCCAUCGAGCGGGCCGAAAAACUGAGGCAGAAGGAGCUCGAGGGCCGAAAGGGCAACGAACUCCAGAGGGAGCUUUCAAAUUUCGUGGAGGAGGGCAAGCUGAAAAAGUCUGGUGGCUUCGAGGAGGUGGAGAGGGCCCGAAAGGCCAAAGACGACAUGAUCCGACGGCAGGUCUGGGAAAGACAGAACGGCGUCGUCGCCGAGGAGGAAGAGGAAGAAGUCGAAUACGAAGAGGUAGAAGAGGAAGAGGAGGAGGAAGAAGGGGGGGCUGCUGGUGAGGCCAACAGCGCCGACGCUCCGGCCGACGCAGACAAGGCCGCGUCGUCGGCGGCACCGCCAGCGGCCUAG